This is a messenger RNA of Myxocyprinus asiaticus (Chinese sucker), 6515 nucleotides long. Its product is annotated as lysyl oxidase homolog 1-like. The record is from RefSeq and is a predicted model, not a curated record. NCBI's taxonomy places the organism in Eukaryota, Metazoa, Chordata, Actinopteri, Cypriniformes, Catostomidae. Bases 378 to 2042 code for a protein of 554 amino acids. Gene Ontology annotation, biological process: peptidyl-lysine oxidation. The transcript is spliced from 7 exons. Gene Ontology annotation, molecular function: copper ion binding; protein-lysine 6-oxidase activity.
CAGAAAAGUGCAGAGGAGAGCAACAGGCAGUCAUCUCUGGAGAGAGCGUGAAAGCAAUGCUCAGUCCACUGACAACAACUCAACAUCCGGAUCAUAAGAAAGAGGGAGGUUUUUCAUACUGCUGCCUGCCCUGGGGCCUCUAGAAAUUAUCUACCUUCCUCACAGCUAUGCCUGGACCACAAACUAAACCAUGGACAAAGUUUCUUUACUGCAUGUAGAUUGAUUCGCACAUGGACACUGUAGUUUAUCUGUAUACCAUAUUUAACCUGUUGUAAUCAAGGACAAAAUUUGAUGUUUCAUCACUGCCCUGUCCUUUUUAACUUGCAGAAGUCACUGGAAAUUCUUGAAUAGGAGUUUUCCAUGCAAGCCUUGUCAAGAUGUUGCCAGAUGUUUUCAUGACAUGGUGGGUUGGGGUCUUUCUUGGAAUUGUAGGCGGUCAGUCCCAGUCUCAGCAACAAACCCAGACUGAGGACUCAAACCCCUGGAGACAGAUGAUCCAAUGGGAGAAUAAUGGCCGUGUAUACAGUCUUCUCAACAGUGGGACUGAAUACGUCCCUGCUCGGGCUCAGGAACGAGAUAGGAACCACAGAGUGUUUCUAGCUGAUGCUCCCAACCGUAGAUCACAGGGCGGGAAUGUACGCAGGCAAGCACCUUCUAGAGGAAGCUCUGAAACUGUGAGAGGCCAAGCCAGACAUCCUUUUGGAUUCGGUCAGGUGCCAGACAACUGGCGUCAAGGUACUGCAGGGACAGGUGAAACAAGUCGCUUCCAGUCAUUUCCCAGCUCUCGUUUUAGACCAUCCUCUGGCUCAUCCUCCUCCUCAUCAUCCUCUUCUUCGUCCUUCAACAUCCAGUCUUAUCCACAGUACCCAUUACCUCAACAGCCUUCUUAUGGUUCUCCCCAUGACUCUGGUUUGGACAGGUCAUAUGAACCUCCCUUCCGUGGAACGGGGUAUUCCACAGGCACUGGUGGUGGCUUCACUGGAGGAGGGUAUGGAGGGGGUGGUUAUUCUACUGGCAGUAUUGGAGGAGGAAGCUAUAAUGGAGGGGGUCCAGCACCUGAUGAGAGGUAUCGCUACUAUCCCCCUUAUGCUCAGCCAUACCCAGCCAGUCCAGCCCAACCUGCACAGCCACCAUUCGCAGAUGGAUUGGACCACAGAUACACACACAAUCUGUACAAUGAGGACACUCGAGAUGCUGGUGAUGCUGCAGUACCUGUCUCUAAUGGUGCAUCAACCAGCUUGGGGUCAGCAGCAUACCAGCCUGCAGUGCAAAGCCCCCAGUAUGAGCAGUUUCCACCCUUUGGAAGGCCCCAGCCACAGCCUCCAUUCAUGCAACCACCUCCGCGAAACCCCCUUGUCUCUAACAAUGCAGAGAGCCCCAGCAUCAAUGUAGGGAGUGUUUAUCGUCCACAGCAAAGAGGUUUGCCUGACCUGGUUCCUGACCCAAACUAUGUCCAAGCUUCUACAUACAUUCAAAGAGCCCACAUGUACUCCUUGCGCUGUGCUGCAGAGGAGAAAUGUUUGGCCAGCUCGGCCUACAGCGAUGACACCACAGACUAUAAUGUCAGGGUUCUUCUGCGGUUCCCUCAGAGAGUGAAGAACCAAGGGAUGGCUGAUUUCAUGCCCAACCGACCUCGACACACCUGGGAGUGGCACAGCUGCCACCAACAUUACCACAGUAUGGAUGAGUUCAGUCACUAUGACCUGUUAGAAGUGAGCACUGGCCGGAAGGUGGCAGAGGGACACAAGGCAAGCUUCUGUCUGGAGGACACUACCUGUGACUUUGGUCACCUGAAACGUUACGCUUGCACUUCACAUACCCAGGGUCUCAGCCCAGGUUGUUAUGACACAUACAAUGCAGAUAUUGAUUGCCAAUGGAUUGACAUCACUGAUGUUCAGCCAGGAAACUAUAUACUGAAGCUCCAGGUUAACCCCAAGUACUUGGUGCUGGAAUCUGACUUCACCAACAAUGUAGUCAGGUGCAAUAUCCACUACACAGGGCGCUUUGUCAAAACCACAAACUGCAAAAUCUCCCAGUCAUGAUUUGCCAGGUCUUGGCAGUUCAGUGUGGUCGAGUCUUCAGUGGAGCGCUGUUUCAUUGCAAUGUGAAUGGAAUUCCUGGUUUUGUUGUUGUGAAUGUUUAUUGUAUUUGUCUUGGUUCCUGUUUAUGUGCUGUUCUGGUCCAAUGAGCACAUUGUGAACCUAGGUUCAGCUUGUACCAAGAGGAAUGAGCACUUUUACUGACACACACACACACACACACACACACACACACACACACAUAAACACAAACGCAUACACACACACACACACACACACAUUUGUUUUCAAUGCAGCCAACCCAUUAAUCCCCAUUUUUUCUUUAAAACACACGUGCACUCUCUCCACAAUUAAGCCUAAAUCAUUUAAUACCUCAUGAAAUCGGCAAUAUGAUCACACAGGAAAUUGACAUACUGCUUCUGAAUGUUCAUGUACUCUAAAAACUACCCCAUCUCCCGAAUUACUGAGAAGCACCAUGCCCAUCAGACAUUUCUGCAUCAACUGAAACAUGUUAAACAUUCCCUGUGGUGCUACUGAUAGUGUGUUGUGCGUGCACCCUCCUAGACACAGCUUCUGAUCCCAUGGAAGUAAUCGCAUUCACUACGAGACACAGGUUCUGGUCUUGUGGAAACCAGGAAGUAAUCAUGUUCACAUAAACCAGGGGUGGGGAACAUCAGGCCUCAGGGCCGUAUAAGGCCCGCAAGACCACUUUACCCGGCCCAUGAGGCCAUUUGAGAAAUAAUUUGAAAAGCAAAAAAAUGGCCUGUAAAAAAAAUAAAAAAAAUAAAAAUACAAUUAAAAUAAUGAUUAAAAUUAAUUUUAAAUGAUAACAAUGCAAAAUAUUGUAUAAUAGACAGACCUUUCAGUGUAACGGGAAGCGUACACUAAUUGUAACCCACAAUCAGAAUUUGCAAGCAAUUGUAUGGCCCGCGUAUAAUUUCGUAAAUACUCGAAUGACCCUUAAUGGGAAAAAGGUUCCCCACCCCUGACAUAAACAAUGGUGAAUGUGAUUUGGAGGUUGCAUUUUUGCUCUAAAUAAAAAAAUUACAGUUUAGGGUUUGGGUUAAGGAGUAGGUUGGAUAAAAUAUGCAUUUUUGUUGACUGUAUUAUGUCAUUUACAACUAAAACUACAACUCACUUUUCCCAUCCUGUUGACAUUUCACCUAAAAACCUCAUCCAGCUUCAAACACUCAGAAUCGGUAAACACAGACCGAAUUCAGCAGCAAAACUUUCGACCUCCUGUCAUGGAAUUCUCAGCGUGAUCAGUCAGUUUGAUUUUCUGUGUGGACCUAUUUUUUCUUUAGAAACAGGAAGAGCUUGUCCCUUUACAAAAAAUAAAUAAAUACAGUAAAUAGCCAAUUGGCUUCAGUUACAUCACAGUCAUGAGCCAUUAUUUGCUAUUUGCUUUUGCUAGAGGCAGGUGGUAUAAGGGUAAUUCUCAUUCUAAAAAGCAUUUAAUUGGACAAAAUAUGUAAAUUUUAAAUGUGUGUAUCUGUUAAAAGUUAAUUUUGUCAUUUUUUUGGAGUACUCUAACAUAUCUGGCCUGAGAGCAAAUAGAUAUGGGUCAAAACCACAAACUUUAAUUUUAAUUUAAAACCCCAUUAAAUAAAAAUAAAAAUAAAUGACCCCAUGAAAUAAAAAUUUAAGUUUGUGGUUUUGGCCCAUGUCUGUUAGCUUUGAGGCCUUCUAUAUGUUAGAGUACUCCAAAGAGAUUCUUUAGCCAUGUUUUAGAAUGGCUAGAAGUUUACAUUGCUGAAAUGUAAAGUAAGGCCAGGUAUGGCACUGGGAUGAUCCCAAUGGAUCAAAAGAAUGCUACCACCACCUUUGAUAAACCAAUAUGGUCCAGUGUUGGGAAAGACAAUGUCAGAGGGCAAAUUCACUUACAAACUUUAUUGUUAACAUCCAAAACAACACUACACUGUUAGGAGAUGAGAACAAGAUUCUUAUCUGCACCAAGCCAGUCUCACACGCUGCCCAAAAUGGCAAAUAUUAUCACAAAACAGCCUUGCACAGGCUCAGCAAGUGGGCAAAAAUCGCCACCAUAUUGGCAUAUCAAUAAACAUGCCCACACUUAAGAUCCUCAAUCAUAACAGCACUUUUACAUUCUAAUUCUGUAAUUCAGAUUAGGAGAAAUCAAACAUGUACCGUCUAAGAUAUGGGCAAAAAGCCUAGCAACUGGAAACAAUGCUAAUUUCUCUCCUCCCUCAAGACUUUCCUUUGUUCUGUGCUACUUUAGUCAAGGUACAAUAAUAAAAAAUAAAUAAAUAAAUAAAUAAAUAAGAUGAUGUCUGAGAGAACGAACAUGCUGUCAAUCAUUCAGUUUACCAAUUAAGUAAAAAGUAGCUUUAGCUUGUAUAUGGGGCCUGGAAAAAAUGGCUUUGGGAUUAAUUCUUACGCUCUGCAGGAUUUUUGGGCUGCCGCCUGAAAUUUUUCACACUCAAAUUUAAAAGCUGCCUGUUCACACACACAGUGGACUAAUUUAAUAACAAUUGUCUCAUUUUACAGAAAACCCCCUACAUUUUAAGAAAUUAUUGCAAUAAUUAAUAAGUAACAUUGUAUAUGUUUACAAUUUUAUGAUAACAUUUUUAAAAAAUUAUAUUUUAUUAAUGUCUAAAGUUUAAAUUUGAUAUUUUAUGUAACUAAAUGCAAGUUAUGGGGUUCUCUAUUAAGUGUUAAAAUGGCUUGCCAUAUAGCACCUCCCCACUGGCCUGCCAGUGGGCCCGCAGGGGCACUUUGAAUAAAAAGUUUUGUAUCCAAAAGCUGACAGCAGCACUGAGUUUAUCAUAGUGUACCUUUUGUAUCUUGGAGACUUAUAGUCUUUAACUUAACCUGCUGCAAUUUCAAUUUGGUUGUAAUGUUGCCUUUAUAUCUGUCCACUGAUAAUCCAAUAUUGCAAACUAGAAAGAAAAAAAGUCAGGAUAUACUUGAGAAGGACCCGAUACAAGUGGAUGCCUAUGUGUCAGAAUGGCAUGGAUUUGGUUUUCAAUGAUUAAGCUGAGUUAGGAAUGACCUAAACUAAGAGCUGAGGAGUGAAGCUUGUAAACCUUUUUGUUUUGGACGCUUUUUGUACUGUGGAAUAUAUCUAGAUUAUUAUUUCUUAAAGGAUUAGUUCACCCAAAAAUGAAAAUUCUGUCAUUUUCCAAUCACCAUCUUAUAGUUCCAAAGCUGUCGAUGACCUUAAAAACAUUUAGAAUUUUUGUCCUUUUGUUUUAUUUAUUCUUUUAGCUCACCAGCCUAUGGUUACUAUGGACUGUAGUUGCAUGGAAUGGUAAAGAUUUUUCAAAAUUCUCAUUUUGUGUUCCACAGACAAAAAUAAAUGACAUAACUGACAAAUUUGUUUAUUAUUAUUAUUAUUAUUAUUAUUAUUAUUAAUUAUUAUGAUUAUUUUGGGGGUGAACUAUUCCUUUAAACUGACAAUACUAGUCAGAUGCCACAGGCCACCAUUUCCUUUAUGAUACAGUUAACCCAAUGAUGCAUGCCAUUAGCUAUUUAAGAAAUGAAUUUAUUUUAUCUGUUUGUAUUCAUAGUCUGUUCAUAUGUACUGUGUGAGAGAAAAUAUUUGCUGUGUUACAUUCCAGGAAUUCAUAUUUCUUUGUACCUGAAAUCCAGAUGUAUGCCUAUGUUUGUUAAAUAGCCGAGCUGUGGCAUGAUACAACUUAGAUGAUACUACUGUUGCAAAGCUAACAUUGCAUAACUUGAUGUUACUGACAAUCUUAAUACCAUCCAUACCUACCUCGGAAAGAGAAAUUAGCAUUUGCUGUAAAAAUAAAUAAAAAUAAAAUAUAUAUAUAUAUAUAUAUAUAUAUAUAUAUAUAUAUAUAUAUAUAUAUAUAUAUAUAUAUAUAUAUAUAUAUAUAUUCCCUAGUACACUACAGUAGGGGCCCUGUAUAACAAACUUACAACUUCUGCAAAUCCACAUUAUAUGCUAAUAAAUGUUAGAAAUGCUAUAGUCUAUAAUCAUCAGCUAAUAAACUCUGAUAAAAGCUAAACUAUAUAUGAAAACCAAGCUGCAGGUGUUCUAACAAGCUUUCUGUGGGGUAAUAUUAUUGUUGUCAUGAGAUAAUCAAUGUGAAUGGAAUGUGUGUGGUUUUUUUAUGUCUUUGCAUGAUUCUCUUCAAACAAAUCUAAAUGGAUUCCUUACUCUAGUGAGCAAUUCUGUAAUUCACUCCACCUGGUUUUUGAAGAUAAGAUAUAGUGGUUUCCAUUAACAAGAUCCAGACUCAAUGCAGAACAGACUUUCUGUUUUAUUGUAUCCCUUUAUAUCAUGUAUAAAAUUGUUAUGAUUGUUUGAAAAUAUAUAGACAGUAAAUCUGUGUUUGGUUAAUAUCUUGCUUUGUGGUUCAAGACAGGUGCACACAUCAGACCACACAACUCUUUGUUUUGUUGUUAUCAUUGUUGUUGUUGGUUGUUUUUUGUACUCCAGAUCUUUUGUCGUAGUUCAUACUGAAUCAGAAUAAAUACUAAAGUGUAUAUCAA